This is a messenger RNA of Prunus avium (sweet cherry), 927 nucleotides long. NCBI's taxonomy places the organism in Eukaryota, Viridiplantae, Streptophyta, Magnoliopsida, Rosales, Rosaceae. The record is from RefSeq and is a predicted model, not a curated record.
CUUUCAUUAUUUGGGUAUCAGAAUUGGCAAAUCAGUCUUGUAUUAUCAUUCCUUCAUUGAAAAUAAAAAAAGAGAAAGUAAGGAUUCUGCUUUUUAUGAUUGGGUUUGGGUUAACAGGAACAAUUCAUGUGCCAUGUCUGUUGCCCCUUCCUCCUUUCCACCCUUCAUAUUCCACGGAAGAAAUAAUAAACCUCCUUCCUGAUGAUGAAACAAAGCAAAGCCUUGACACAAAGCUACUUCAUCCAGAAGAUCUUAUCAAGCUGUGCCUUGAAGGUGAAAAAAGUGCAGAGCUGUCACUGCGAGCUUUUGAUGUAUUUGCAUGGACCAGCUCCUCCUUCCGUAAGACCCAUGCAAACCUUUUAGAGGAUUGCUGGAGAAAUGCUGCUGAUCAAGAUGAUUGGAGCAAACUCUAUCAGGCAUCGGUAUCUGAAGGGUGGGGUGAUGAGGAAACCUUGCAGAACUUGAAAGACACAGUGCUUUUCCAGGCAUCAAAUAGAUGUUAUGGACCAGAAGCUGAAACUUUUGGAGAAGGGUUCGACGAAGUGUUGUCACUGAGACAAGAAAUCACGGAGCCUCCAAUCAUGAAGGAUUCGGUUUCUUCUGUGGAAGCAGUACUCAUGCAGCAUACAGAUUAUUCAGAGGCCGGGAAGCUGAUGCUGACCUCAAUCAUGUUGGGUAGUUUACAGGACGAUAACAUAGAACAAGAAGGUCCUGUGCCAAUGGAAUGACAGUCAGAUUAGUAUGAUUCAUGGUGAUGAGUUCCUGGAUGUGUCAUUGUGUUUUUUUUGUUGAUACACUGAGAUUCGUAGUGUACUAGUCGACAAGUUCCAGCUAAAUUUUCUCUUUUUCUUUUUCUUUUCCCUUGUGAAAUUCUCCAACCAACUUUAUACGAACAUUUGUCAGUCUACUCUGAUCUCUGAUGCUUUA